AUGACAUCAGGUAAGAAGAAGUAUGAUCCACCUCGACAUCAAUGGACAGAGAAACAAACUUAUCAUCUACUCGAAACCAUCUCAUCCAGUCAGACUUACCUCGAUACUUUCUUCCCUCCCCAGUCCUUCAAAUCAACUUCGACGAAAUAUGAAUUGGAGAAAGAACUUUGUCUUUUGAUUUUGGACGAUACGAAAUGGAUGGAAUGGAUGAUCCAACAUAGUAAGAUACGGAGGAAUGGAGAUAGGUUGGAAGUGCUAGAGGGGUGGGAGAAGACGGGGAAUCCAGUUAGGAGUAGAUUGGAUCUGAUACAUAAAGAUGCGAGAGAUGCAAGAAGGUUACUAGGUAAAGCUACUUCACCUGAUGAUCUGAAACACAACAGUCAAGAAAGACUCAUAUGGAACGAUUAUAGGAAUUCGGGUAGAUAUACUUGGUAUUUCCUCUAUGUCCAAGCCCAGUUGGUACAUAAUCCAAAUUGGAUUAACAGUCCACAAACAACCAGUGGCUCGAGAAGCGGUGAUUCAAGUACACCGGGUUCUGAAGCUUCAUCCUCUUCUACUCCGUUGAGAAGUAUUAGCACAAAUCACCCCAAUGAUACGCCCUCUAGAAGGACUGUAGGAGGUGAUACUCCAGAAGGAAGGUCUAGCGCUCACAGCCAGCAUAACAUAUCGUCUUUGUCAAGACCGACUCUCGCUAGUACAUCUGUGUCAACACCUGUUCGGGCGCCUGCUCGGCCGGUAGUACCCAGCUCUUCAAGAUCAGCUACGACAGCGACAAAGCGUACAUUCCCAUGCCACUCCAUUCCUCGUGCAACGCCCUCAUCUUUCUCUCGAUCUACCCCUUCUUCCCUCGACAGCCGUCUUACCAAAAGACCUCGAACCUCUCCACCUACGCGACCAAGCGCUUCCAGGACUACACCUUUAAUACAGCGAGUAGGCAAUCUGGCUCCAGACGUCAUAUCCAUCUCAUCAGAUUCGGACUCAGACUCAAAUAGUGAACCGAAUGACUCGUCCUUCGAUGACGAAGAUGAGGAUGAUAGUACCGAUCUAGUCGAGAUCCAAGUCACCACCACCAUUCGACCUGAUCCAUCGUCUAAUAUUCUUUUCAUACCAUUUCCCACUAAUGGUCAUAAUCUUCAUACACCAUCUCGCACGAUACUCGAUCAAGCGCAGAACCUGGAAGCUAUAAGAAAUCUAUCAAGACCUAUAAUGACACCUAGAAAUCAUGACCAUUCAUCAGAUGACAGUGAUUCCGAUAGGGAGGAUGAAGAUGAAACUAUGGAAAAAUCUUUAAGACCAUCUACACCACCUUUCCCUCCUCCUCCUCCUUCUUCUACUGCAUCUACGUUAUUCUCCCAUAUAGGGGACAAUCAAAAUAGACAUACAUUGUCAGGCGCGAUACCUGAACAUUUCAUGGCGGAUAUGUUUUAUGAUCCAACGAUAAGAUCAUAUAGGUUAGAGGCCUUACAUCGCAAUCUCGGUAAAUCACCGCCCCCCGUUCAGUCUGCUGUACUAUCAAUUGUCGCUGCAUCUGCUGGGCCCGUGGAAGAUGAUGGGGUAUUGCGGUUGCACGCGGUCGAAGAUCAAGAUGAAGAAGAGGAGAUUAGGUACGGUCUGGUGUUCUCACCGUUGAUCAUCACCGAUGGGACUUUACCUGAUUUCCCUAUUGAUUUGGAUCUGGGUUCACCGAAAAUUGGAGAGAGGGAUAAACCGAUUGAGAUUUCAGAUAGUGAAGAGGAAAGUGACGAAGAGCAAGAGCAAGUGGUGAUUGUACAGCAAAAAACAAAUACUCAAAGCUCGGGAAGUAUACUGGGAAUCGAUAUUAGGCAAACUGCCUAUAAUCACCCUAGAGGUGGAGAAUUCGAAGAGCUGGUCGAUGAACAUGAAGAUAUGGAUAUGGAUAUGGACACGGAUAUGGAUAUACAAGAUGAUAGGGAAUUUGAUGAUCUUAAUUCCGAAUGUGAUGCUGGUGCGAGGGAUGAAUUAGAAGAUAUGGAUCUGUGUUCCGAUAUUGAGAUUGAACAGAGGAUUGAUGAUAGUUGGGAGAUGGUGGACAAUCCUGGAUCUUGCAAUUCGCCAAAUAGCAGCCCUCCAUCUACGACGAUUGCAAGCACAUCAACCCAGCCCAUGGAUCCAGUAAACAUGAGUUCUCCCAGCUCUCGCUCACUUGUGCACCCCCAACCUGACUCUGCUCAAGAUACACCUCGUACGAUGGAUUCUUUCGGUCCCAUAAUACGAAUACUGUUGCUCGAGUUGAAACAUACCAAAUCACGCGCACUGGAGGAUAUAGAAGUGGACUUCCGUUGUAGGCGAUCGCCGUCCAUCAAAUCGCUCGAAGAUAUCGUUGAAAUAAUGGGUGGGAAGGUCGUGGAUAUAGAUACAAAGCAGGGAGAAGGGAAAAUGACUUACAUGGUUGUAGAUAGUGGAGUACCAGAUGAAGGUGUUCCGAAAGGAAGGAGGGUGACGGUUGGGGAACUAUUGGGUGUGAUCGCUGAUUUGAGGGAGAGGGAGUUGAACGGGGUACCAUAA
This is a messenger RNA of Kwoniella botswanensis, 2526 nucleotides long. RefSeq lists its product as uncharacterized. The record is from RefSeq and is a predicted model, not a curated record. Lineage: Eukaryota; Fungi; Basidiomycota; Tremellomycetes; Tremellales; Cryptococcaceae. The transcript has 4 exons. Bases 1 to 2526 code for a protein of 841 amino acids.